AUGGAUGACCUCGCCAGGGCCGAGUACCCGGCCAUGCUGCCGCAUCUCCAGCCGAAUCAGGCCGCGCAGCUCCUCAACGACCGGGUCAAGCGCAUCGGCAAGAUAAACAACGAAAUCGCCGACUGGCUUCAGGAACGCCGUCGCAUCGAAGAUCAAUAUGUCGCAGGCCUGCGCAAGCUCGCCCAGUUUAGAGUCCCCAAUGCGCAGUCAGAGCUCGGCGUCUUUCAAACGCCAUGGGCUCGCAUCCUCGGCGCCGUCGAGCGCAUCGCCGCGUCUCACCACCAAUUCGCGGACGGCAUCGAGCGGGAUGUUGAACUGCCUCUACGCGCCUUCCCGCAGCGAAACGACGUACAGAACAUGCAAACAAUCUCUUCCAACCUGACCAAUCUCGGCAAGGACCUCGAAGACGCCCGCGACAAGGCCGACAAGCUCAAUAAGAAGGGCGGCAAGACGAGCGCCCAGAAAAUCGAUGCCGCUUCUAUGAGACUCGAGUCGGCCCAGCAGGAGUGGGAUUCUCAGGCUCCCUUCGUCUUUGAGACGCUCCAGGCUCUCGACGAGUCGCGUGUCAAUCAGCUACGCGACGCCCUUACGCAAUACCAGACCCACGAGUCCGACCAGGCGCAACGGACACAGACCAUCGCCGGAGAGACGCUUGCCGUCACCAUCGAGAUUGAGACAGAGUCAGAGAUUCGGGGCUUCGUUCAAGGCACUAUUGGCGACCGGCCACUGGCUCCCACUAGAAGCUCGACACGGCGCUCCUCCGUCGGAGUUGGCGCGAAUAAUGCUUCCCAGGCUCCGGGCACGCCAGCAGCUGUCAGUCGCGAAAACACUAUGAACAAUAACAUUACCCCUACGCCAUCGGUACCACAAUCAGUGCCCGAAGAGGACUCCUUUGAUCAAUCCCCAGCACCUCAAAAAGAAUCCAAACUUCGACGACUCGGAACGAUCCUCGGUGGACGACGUCGCCAAAGUGUCCACGGUGGCUUUGGGCAGCUUGGGUCUCAGAAGGGUGGCGCGACCAAUUUCGGACGCCUAGGCAGCAGUGGCCGUGGCAUCUCGCCCAGGGCUUCUGCGAGUAACCUCAACGAAUCGACCAGACUGUCUUCCCUCGCUGAAGAUGGGCCCGCCUCACCCAUUCGCCCCAAGACCGGCGGCGACAGACCCAAUGGCCUCACCAAUAUCGACGACGACGCUCCGGCGCUGCCAAUUCCGACGGGCACGAACGGAUCUCUAGCCGGCCAUUUCGAGUCCUCACAAGCCUCCACCGGCGAGGCCUCAUCACCGAAAAAGGAUGCGGAGGGCUUCAGCGUCAGGGCGCCCAUGCACGACCCCAUCAGCGAGGCGCAACGAGAAGCUGCCAGCGAUGAUUCAGAACAGCCAUUCAAGCUGAGCAUCCAGAACCAACCCAUCUCUGAGGAAGAUCCCGACGAGAAGGAGGCGGCCCUCUCCAGCGUUGCCAACACCCUCAAGCUCCCGACCGCCCAGCGCUCGCGCACCGUUCGCGGCCGCCGGGACGUUAGGAAUACUAUUUACAACCCGGCGGGCGGUCUGCCCGACGCGCUCUCUGACAGCUCGCUCGCCUCCCUCCCAACGCCCAAGCCCACCACCUUGGGUUCGACGCUAACCUCGGAGCCCAGCAUCGCGGGCGUCUCGGAUUCGCAGUCCGUCCGGUCGGGCACCUCGCUCGGCAACUUUGCUCACAUCAAGCACCCUGAGAUGAGCAGCCCUGGCCUCAACUCAUCCAUAAUCGAAACGGUGUCGGCCCAGUUCGAAGAAGGCGAAAUCAAGAAUGUUGCCAUUGCGGGCGAGAUUGCCUUUGCCUACAAUAGCAACGACUCCAACGACAAGACCCACGAAACGAUCCGUAUCAACAACUUUGCCCGUCUAGAAAAGAUUGGCCCCAACCGCAUCUUUGUGCAAAACGCGUCGAUAGAGCACCCGGACCAGUUCUCGCUCGAGCUGUCACACAUCCCCAGGACGGCGACGGCGUUUUCCUACCGCGUCUUCGCAGACGAAGGCAACCCGCUGGCGCUCAGCGACUUCGUGCCGCUGCUCCUCAAGCCCGCGUGGAAGCCCCAGGGCGACAAGCUCGGCCUGCUGCUGCAGUACCGGCGCAACCCGGCGUGUGCGCUGCCCACCGGUCCGCUGACGUUGCACAAUGUGGUUAUUGUCGCCACCUACGACGGCCGCGCCGUCGGCGCCCAGACCAAGCCCAGCGGUACACACCUCAAGGACAGGCACCUCGUCUACUGGCGCCUCGGCGACGUCGUCCUCCCCGAAGCCGGCUCCGACGAGGCUGCUACCGCCGCCGCCCACAAGAUCGUCUGCCGCGUUCUGGGGGCCGAAGGCGCGGAGCCCCGACCCGGCCGCGUCGAGGCCCGCUGGGAAUUCGUCACGUCCGGCCCCGUCGCCACCGCCUCGGGCAUCUCGGUCGCUCGCCUCACUGAGGCCAAGGGCAAGGAAGUCGCGGCCUCAGCCGCCGCGAGCGACCCCUUUGCUGACGCCGACGCCGCGCCGGACACGCCAAACAGCUGCUGGGUCGACGUGCCCCUGACGCAGAAGCUCGUCAGCGGCAAAUACGAGAGCAAUUAA
This is a messenger RNA of Cordyceps fumosorosea ARSEF 2679, 2592 nucleotides long. Its product is annotated as Fes/CIP4 domain-containing protein. Bases 1 to 2592 code for a protein of 863 amino acids. The transcript has 6 exons. Lineage: Eukaryota; Fungi; Ascomycota; Sordariomycetes; Hypocreales; Cordycipitaceae. The record is from RefSeq and is a predicted model, not a curated record. Gene Ontology annotation, cellular component: endocytic vesicle; cytoplasm; plasma membrane. Gene Ontology annotation, biological process: septin cytoskeleton organization.